AUGGAUUUUGCAGAGCGUGCCUGUGUCAUCGAUGUGGGUCGGUCGAUGAUAUCUGUUUGCGUCUCUUCCGCGGGCGAGGUGCAGAGGUGGCAUGUAGCGGUUUCCCGCGAUGCGGCGGUGACGCUGACGGCUGCUGACCUGCUUGUACCGGGCGGAAGACACUCCGUUGCCUUGGAUCGUCUUCUCGACAUGGCUGUAACGACUAUGCGACUCGCCACGAUGACGCAGGUGGUUGUUCUGUCGCGAAGUUGGGUGCAUCCGCUUUUUUACACGUACGUGAUGCGCUGGCUCUGCGCGGGGGUUCCCUCUACCACUUGUGUGUCACAGGUGCCGCAGGCACUUUUUGCUGUUCAAUGCGCCGGUGUCAAGAGCGCCCUUGUCGUGCAAUGUGAUAAUGGAGUACUUUUUGCCACCCCCGUGCUGGAUGGUGUCAUUUCUUCCGAGCUGGAGUCCGUAUGGGGCGACCUUGGCACCUCUGCCACAGUCGGUGCUCCGCUGGUGGAGGACUGCUUCAGAGAAGUUAGAGACCGUCUUAUAGAAUUUAUGCAGCGGAAUGACCAGCAGGCAGACUGUAAAGGUCAUUCUGAGGCAACGUGCUCAGGCACACCGCAGUCCACGUUGCUCACGUGUGCGGAAGAUCUGUUUUUAGCAGUGGAGCAGCACAUUGCCGCGUGCCGAAAGCGGGAGCUUCGAGCCUGUAUCGAAACCGUGGUCUUGUGCGGCGAUGACGUCAUAGCUCCGGCAACCCGUCAGCUUAUCGCCCUGGUGCUUUCUGCGUCGCUUCCUGACAGCUUGUUGAUGUGGGUAUAA
Molecule: messenger RNA, 810 nt
Organism: Leishmania major strain Friedlin
Lineage: Eukaryota; Euglenozoa; Kinetoplastea; Trypanosomatida; Trypanosomatidae
Exons: 1
Coding region: 1-810 (269 amino acids)
Source: RefSeq, a predicted model, not a curated record